Molecule: messenger RNA, 528 nt
Organism: Melampsora larici-populina 98AG31
Lineage: Eukaryota; Fungi; Basidiomycota; Pucciniomycetes; Pucciniales; Melampsoraceae
Exons: 1
Coding region: 1-528 (175 amino acids)
Source: RefSeq, a predicted model, not a curated record
AUGUCUACAUGUCCAUUCCAACAGCAUAUCUUGACCAUCACCUUAACCUUGGCAUUGAUUUUUGCUUGCGUUGGAUAUAACAAUGCCGUAGUAGAUUACAAUGAUUACAUCACCCCCCUUUGUUGCACGGGCAACGAUGAGAGCAUGCAGUGUCGAGCAACCACGUCACCGCGCGCUUGGUGGUCCCAGGGCAACGACUGCACGGGACCCAUUAUCAGCGAUGUGGCGUGCAAGGACGGACGUCUCGCCGGCUACAGUACCAACUCAGACGGUUCCGCUUCAUGGGUCACCCGAAAUGUACUGGCUCAGCGUUUUGGACAAACCGUCACCUGUUAUCUGGCAGACAACCAAUGCUACAAUGGCCAGCUCAGGUGCCGAGUGCCAGACUACUGUGGAGGCAGUAGCGGACUGCUUGCCGACUCCAAAGCUGCUACCAAGGGCGGCCAAGGUGGCCAAGUUGGUACGUUAUCUGGAGACAACAAGAAAGCACAGAAAGCGACAGUACGCCCCACAAAGACCGUCCAGUAG